This is a messenger RNA of Cryptotermes secundus, 1588 nucleotides long. Its product is annotated as glyoxylate reductase/hydroxypyruvate reductase. The coding region runs from base 214 to 1179 and encodes 321 amino acids. The record is from RefSeq and is a predicted model, not a curated record. Gene Ontology annotation, molecular function: NAD binding; glyoxylate reductase (NADPH) activity; hydroxypyruvate reductase [NAD(P)H] activity. The transcript has 7 exons. Gene Ontology annotation, cellular component: cytosol. NCBI's taxonomy places the organism in Eukaryota, Metazoa, Arthropoda, Insecta, Blattodea, Kalotermitidae.
GAAAAAAUGUCAACUAAUCCUCAAGGUCUUUUGAAAAGUUAGUUCGUACGACAUUACGUAAGUGAAAAUAUCAGAAGUUCUCUUACGUUACUGUUUGUACGGGGCGUUAUCAGCCGAUAAAUUCAACAAAAAUGCUGUACGUAUCGGGUGACGUAGUGGACUAGUUUUCAGGACUAUUCGUGGCAUGCAGGUUAGGGUCAAAUUUCCGCUAAUAUGGGAAAAUUACGCGUUCUCGUUACCAAUUCUGGAUUGCAGCAGGUGGCUAUAGAAAUGUUAAAAGAGAGAUAUGAUGUGGAUGUGUGUCCAGAACUGCCCUUCCCAUCAAGGCAACAAAUAUUGCAAAGAAUUAGUGGAAGUGAUGCUGUACUUUGGUUUUCUAAAGAAAAAGUGGACAGUGAAAUGUUGGAUAAAGCAGGGCCCAACUUGAAGGUGUUAGCAACCAUGUCAGCUGGAUAUGACCAUAUUGAUGUGAAGGAACUUAAAAAAAGAGGGAUCAAAUUUGGGAACACACCUAAUGUCUUGAAUGCUGCUGUGGCAGAGGUGGCUGUACUUCUUUGUCUGGCUACAGCACGCCGGUUGCACGAAGGUCGGAUCACAAUUGAGAAUAAUACAUGGGUACCACAUCAGCUCAAAAACCUGAUUGGCCAAGAUAUUCAAGGCUCUACAGUUGGCAUUGUGGGCUUUGGUGGAAUUGGGCAAGCUAUUGCUAAACGUCUUAUACCUUUUGAAGUGGGACAAAUUAUUUACUCUGGACAUUCACCUAAACUGCAAGCCAAAGAAUAUGGUGCAGAAUUUGUUCCAUUUGAUCAGCUCUUGAGGCAGAGUGACUUUGUGAUAGUAGCAUGUCCACUGACUGAAGAAACUCGAGAAAUGUUCGAUGAAGAAGCAUUUAAUAAAAUGAAACCCAAUGCUGUCUUAGUCAAUGUUGCUCGUGGAGGCAUUGUUGAUCAGCCAGCUUUGCUUAAAGCCCUCAAGGAAGGAAAGAUUUUUGGAGCAGGACUCGAUGUGAUGACUCCAGAACCACUACCAACAGACAGCCCACUGCUCAGUCUCCCUAACUGUGUAUUGCUCCCCCAUAUUGGCAGUGCAACUACGAAAACACACACAGCCAUGGCAGUUCUGGCAGCAAAAAAUAUCAUUGCAGCACUUGAAGACAAACCAAUGCCAGCACCUGUGUGAUGCAAACAAUGGCGUAAAUAAAUAAUUCAUAAAUGCAUGAGAAUUAGUGAACUAAAAGAGCAGAAGAAGGAAUAGGAAUGAAACAAACAGACAUGGCAAUAACAAAGAUAAUUAUAUCCAACUAUAAAGAUGAAAUUUUGUAGUUUUAUUAUCAGUAUGGCCAUAAAAAAUAGUGUGCAUAACCUGUGUUAUGUUACAGUAGUACAACAUAAUUUUCCUAAUACGCACACGAGCUCAUUUUUAUGACAAGCUUUGCCAUUUGCCAAAUAUCAUCAGGUUAUUACAUUUAUAUAAUGGCUCACUGUCCUUACUAGUAAUCUCUAAUGCAACUGAAGGCCCAUCACAGUGGCCCCAUGGUCUAAGGCACGAAAUGUCUUAGCUCACUCAAACACUGGGAUCGUGGGUUCAA